Molecule: messenger RNA, 453 nt
Organism: Toxoplasma gondii ME49
Lineage: Eukaryota; Apicomplexa; Conoidasida; Eucoccidiorida; Sarcocystidae
Exons: 2
Coding region: 1-453 (150 amino acids)
Source: RefSeq, a predicted model, not a curated record
AUGAAAAAAAAGGAGAAGAUCUCAGGAAAACCAAGGAAAAGAAUUGAAAAGAAAAGACUCAAGAGAGAAAAGAAGACUCAGGGAGCGCGAGCCACAGAAGCUUUCCAAACGGUUUCAUCGCGACCGAAAAGUGACAAGGGCGGUUUUUCGAGCAGUCCUUCGCUCCGGGAUGUCUCCAUUUUGUCUCUUUCUUUCUCUCUCUGCUCUCGCUGGUCACCCUUCCCUUGUCUUCUUCUCUCUCUUCUUCUUUUGAGGUCUUCUUUCCGUCCCUCAGUUUUCUUUCUCUCACGUUGCUUCAGCAUUUUUUCCUCCAGUCUUCCCCUCUUGCCGAUCUUCACCUUCAAGGACGGAGGCAGGGGAGGCCCACGGGUGUACAGCUGUCUCUGUGCCUGGCGCUCUUUCGGAUUGAAGCUCGUCUGUAAAAAGACACAAAAUCUUUCGUCGUGGUGCUAG